GAGACUUGGGUGAGCCGAGUGUCUCCAAGAUGGCCGCUUGGGGAAGGAGGCGUCUGGGCCCGGGCAGCAGCGGCGGCGGCGCCCGCGAGAGGGAAUCAACAGUGUUUGUAAUGAAGAACGUCAGACUCUGAGCUGUAACCUGAAUUCUUGUCCAAAAUUCAGCACACUGGCAGCGAGCACAGCAGAUUGCCACGUGUCCUGUCGGCGUCUUUGAGGCAUACUUGCCCACCUAGGAAAGCACAGUGCAGGUAUCUGUGUACUCUGCAAGUGCGCCAGCCGGACCAGCUCACACAGACAGCCCACAGACAGUGUCUUACUGGGCACUGGGCUUCAUUCUCGGGGCCCCAGGGCCUCCCCGAGCUCCUCUCCGUGAUUGUUGGAAUGGUAAGCUUGUCUGCCACAGACUGCUACAUCGUGCAUGAGAUCUACAAUGGGGAGAAUGCCCAAGACCAGUUUGAGUAUGAGCUGGAACAGGCCCUGGAAGCCCAGUACAAGUACAUUGUGAUUGAGCCCACCCGCAUUGGCGACGAGACGGCGCGCUGGAUCACCGUGGGCAACUGCCUGCACAAGACGGCUGUGCUGGCGGGCACUGCCUGCCUCUUCACCCCGCUGGCGCUGCCCUUAGAUUACUCCCACUACAUCUCCUUGCCCGCUGGUGUGCUGAGCCUGGCCUGCUGCACCCUCUACGGAAUCUCCUGGCAGUUUGACCCCUGCUGCAAGUACCAAGUGGAGUAUGAUGCCUAUAAACUGUCCCGCCUGCCCCUGCACACGCUCACCUCCUCCACCCCAGUGGUGCUGGUCCGGAAGGACGACCUGCAUAGGAAGAGACUGCACAACACAGUUGCGCUGGCCGCCCUGGUGUACUGUGUCAAGAAGAUUUAUGAGCUCUACGCUGUAUGAUCUCAGUAGAGCAGGGGAGCAGUGAAACCACCCAGCCACAGAGACCAUGGAGUGUUCAGGUGGCCAGUCACAUUUUUUAUGUGAGGCAGAGGAGCCUGGGAAGGUGUUUGGUUUAAUAUUUGUUAUUUUUAAAAAAUAACAGAUCAUGGGUGUACCCAGGGAUUUUCCAGCUCAUUACACUAAGAUGUGGAUUUCCACAACUCAAGAGGGCUGGGGUGUGGGGUCUGGCUGGGCAGUGGGACGUGGAUGGAAGCAAACACUGCGGAGGCCAUGGGUGCUCGGGGAGGGGGGCUUGAAAAUUCUGUCCAACUGUACCAUCCGGAGCCAACCAGAAGAUAUUGACCAUUAAAAUUAUGAGAAUUUCAA
This is a messenger RNA of Otolemur garnettii (small-eared galago), 1266 nucleotides long. RefSeq names its product transmembrane protein 11 (gene TMEM11). Gene Ontology annotation, cellular component: mitochondrial inner membrane. NCBI's taxonomy places the organism in Eukaryota, Metazoa, Chordata, Mammalia, Primates, Galagidae. The coding region runs from base 382 to 900 and encodes 172 amino acids. Gene Ontology annotation, biological process: inner mitochondrial membrane organization. The transcript is spliced from 3 exons. The record is from RefSeq and is a predicted model, not a curated record.